CCCGUCCGCCAGGUGGCAGUAACAUCGGCCGGCUCAGGCUAAUCAGCAAAGAAAGAUGGAGGCGGCCGUGUUCAUUUUGUCGCUAAUCGACUGUUGUGCGCUGAUUUUCCUUGCGGUGUAUUUUAUCAUCACCUUGUCUGAUUUAGAAUGUGACUACAUCAACGCCAGGGCCUGCUGCUCCAAACUCAACAAAUGGGUUAUUCCAGAGAUGGUUGGCCAGUGUCUCUCCACGCUGCUGAUGUUUAUUUCCACGCACUGGUUCAUCUUCCUCCUCAAUCUCCCAGUAGCAGCCUGGGACAUUUAUAGGUACGUCAAGGUCCCGAUGGGAAACAUGGGCGUGUUUGACCCCACUGAGAUCCACAACCGGGGUCAGCUCAAGUCUCACAUGAAGGAGGCCAUGAUUAAACUGGGCUACCACCUGCUUUGCUUCUUCAUUUACUUAUACAGCAUGAUACUGGCUCUGAUCAAUGACUGAAACCACCUGUCAGACUCCUGGAUUGGACCCCAUGUAGAACCUCCCCGACUCAACCCGAACAAUCUCAUGGAUUUUUGACCAACAAUCAAAUUGCGUGUGUUUCUAAGAAUACUUGAAAUCUCAAACUGGGCCAAACAUCGUAACUCCCACGGUUUCAUGUUGUCAUUUGCACUGACAUUAUCGGAAUCUUUAUUUUUAUUUUUUUUUAUGUGCGUCUGUAUCGCACACACGUACAGUGGAACCUUGGUUAGCGGCAAAGAUUUAUUCCAGAGGGUCCGACUCUAACUGAAACGGAUGCUAACCAAAUCAUAAUCGUUUCCCAUAAGAAAUCCUGUACAUUCAAUCCAAUUCAUCCCAUCCAGAAAGCUAAACUGUUUUUGUAGUUUUACAUCCUCACAAAGGUCGUAGGCAUGCUGGAGCCUAUCCCAGCAGUCUUUGGCGUAGUCAAAUAUCACACCUUCACUCUUUCAUGUUCAAAAAAAAUUGCUCAUUAUUAGUGGAAACGUGCAUAUUUUAGCUAAUUGUACUUAUUCUUGGCCUAAAUGACGUAAAUUAGGUCCUGAAUUAGGUUUCAACUAUCCCGAUACAGUCCAACACCUCAUUAGCGAUAUCAAUUGAUACCAACACUUUUUCACUGUGAUGUCACAAAUAGACACUGUUGCUACAAAAUAAGACAAAUACCACAAUGCAAUGCGAGCUGAAGAAAAAGUGGCAUGUCUCAAGAAAAGGCAUUAAAAACCACGAGCGAUUCCAGGAAGACGCCUUACUUGCCCCUCGCUUAACCAGCGUCCGUUGCCACUUCAAGCUAUUUUCCUGAGACCCUGCGCUUUUAUUAUGAAGGCAGGAAGUGUGCUGUUUUGUGUCUUUGGGCAGAAAAAGUGCCUCCCGAGCAUAAAAAAUAUCUUGCAUUUUGAUUUGGGUGGGGGGAAAAAACUGCAGGCUUUUCCUCUCUAUGGAAGGACGGCACUCAGGAUGACACGUCUUGUAUAGCAGACAUGCUAGCAGCAGCCUCACCUGAUCAGGAAAUGUUCAAAUUCAUCGAUUUUUACUUCAACAAAAUGUUCAAAAUGAUUGGACUCAUAAAUUGAGAAUGCAAAUAUUCAUGUUUGUUUUAUAAGAUCAUUAUUAUUAUUAUUAUUAGUUUUUAUUUUUCAUCAUGACUGCUGAGACUCUGCCUCCCCUGACUGCACAAAACACAUUUUUAUCGUUUUAUUAUUGUAUUUAUUAUUUUGCUAUUGUAGUUCUACGUGCUUACGGCAAUUCAAAAUGGUGAAUGAAAUUACCAUCAUUGAAGACGUGAUAGUUGCCAGACGUGGACACCACCUGCCUGUUUUGCCAUGACUUAUUUCUUGAUUUAUAUACUUGACACUCACUUCAAGUACUUUUUGAAAAAUAAGCCAAAAUGGAGCCAAAGAAAAGUGUUUUGCAGCGUGAGGAAAAUUCAAGCAAUAACUCAUGGCAAAACAGGAAGGUGGCGUCCGUGUUGAUCUUGCUUUGUCUUUGGCAACCAUCACGUCUUCGGUGAAGGUUGAGUCAACUUAAACGUUCAUUUAUUCCUUUCAUUCAGCAUUGAGAUGCAUGUAGAAUUGCUUUAUGCUUGUAAAACUACAACAACGUGUGCUAACGGUGUUAGUUAGCAAAAAGCUAACCGCUUCCAGUUUGAUGCGUUAGCAAGCCAAGACUGCUCACAGGGACAUGAUGUGAUAGAAAAAUGAUUUAUUUUACGUUAGCUGGUAAAACGCGCAGCACAGGAUGUUUACCGUACUCAGACUUGCCAAAACUUGCAUCCUCACAAGUAUUUUCUCUAAAUGAUGGCUAUACUAAUAAUAAUAUUUUCUCUAGUUGAUGGCUAUACUAAUAAUAAUAAAUAUUUUCUCUAGUUGAUGGCUAUACUAAUAAUAAUAAAUAUUUUCUCUAGUUGAUGGCUAUACUAAUAAUAAUAAAAACUAACUAUUAAUAACUAAUAAUAUGAAAAAACAAUAAACAUGGCAUCAGUAGGCUUCAUUGAGUCUGGACAUCAUACACUCCCCCCAUUCCAUUGGGGGCAUGGGGGCCGUCUUGAGGAGCCAAACAAGACUAACGAUGAUUGAACGCCACCAGUGUUAAUUUCUUUUUUUUUUUACAUUUUGAGUUUC
Molecule: messenger RNA, 2610 nt
Organism: Doryrhamphus excisus (bluestripe pipefish)
Lineage: Eukaryota; Metazoa; Chordata; Actinopteri; Syngnathiformes; Syngnathidae
Gene: cnih4
Product: cornichon family member 4
Biological process (GO): vesicle-mediated transport
Source: RefSeq, a predicted model, not a curated record